Molecule: messenger RNA, 681 nt
Organism: Lodderomyces oxycetoniae
Lineage: Eukaryota; Fungi; Ascomycota; Pichiomycetes; Serinales; Debaryomycetaceae
Gene: YPD1
Product: Ypd1p
Exons: 1
Coding region: 1-681 (226 amino acids)
Biological process (GO): phosphorylation; phosphorelay signal transduction system
Cellular component (GO): nucleus; cytoplasm
Molecular function (GO): histidine phosphotransfer kinase activity; protein histidine kinase binding
Source: RefSeq, a predicted model, not a curated record
AUGGGUUCAAUUGACUCUGAGAGAAAACGGAAAUUGAUAGAUACGAACCUAGUAGAUUGGAGUGUGUUUUCGGAAAUCUUGCAAAUGGAUGAAGAUGAAGAAGACUUUUCUAAACAAUUAGUUGAAACUUUUGUAAACCAGGUUAAAGAUACAUUCGAGAAAAUAAGGCUUUAUCUAGAACAAAGAGAUUUGGAAAAAUUGAGUACAACGGGUCAUUUUUUAAAAGGAUCGGCUGCAGCUUUGGGAUUUACCGCUAUAUCAAGCCAAUGUGAAAGAAUUCAAAAUUAUGGUGUCAAACUUAAUUUUGAUGACUUUAAAUUAUCCAACAUUAGUAGUAAACUGCCAGAUUCAGUUACUAGAGAAUCAACAAAUACACAAGUCGAAACCAUAGUCAAUAGAGAUGCUAGUAAUAUAUCACCAAAAGAUGGGGUGUCGAUGAAUAGAAUAAAAGAAGAAACGGUAAAUAAACAGUUUGAAAAAAGUCAUCAAAAUAGUACCGUCACUAAUAGAGACACCAGCACAGAUACCAGCAUCACCCCCAGCUCGAGCUCAAAUAUACCGGAUGAGGAACUAAGCGAUGAUUUUUGGAUAGCAUUGAUUGAAGAUGCUUUUUCGAAAGCAAAAGAUGGUUUCAUCAAGAGUAAGGAAGCUUUAGAUGAGUUUUUUGAACAGAAAAAUUAG